Melampsora larici-populina 98AG31 is the source of this 330-nucleotide messenger RNA. RefSeq lists its product as uncharacterized. The record is from RefSeq and is a predicted model, not a curated record. The transcript has 2 exons. Bases 1 to 330 code for a protein of 109 amino acids. NCBI's taxonomy places the organism in Eukaryota, Fungi, Basidiomycota, Pucciniomycetes, Pucciniales, Melampsoraceae.
AUGCAAACAUUUGAAGAUGCUCAAGUGCCAAGCACCACUGAAUACCUCCUGGUACCAGACUCAGAAGCCCGAGUAGAGAACGUGACACUUUGGGUCUUGUCAGCUUGCAUAUGUGCUCUUGCUAUUGACAUUGCAUGGAACUUUUACAAACUCAAAAGAAGGUCAAGAAAAUCAAGUGUUAUUAUUCAUUGUUUGGUUACAAUUUUAGUUACUACUGAUCAACCUUGGCAAUCAUGGGCUUCUGCAUACUUUGCAAGUAUCAAUUUUUUCUACCCUUAUAAUGGUUGUUCACAUCAAGAAAGUGGUAAGGUUCAAUCAGGUAGUUCAUGA